AUGUCGCCCGAGCAAUAUAUUCUGCUCGAUGGCACUCGGAAUGUCCAAAUGGAGAUCGAGGCCAUUAGCAAUGAGCCACUUCAAGGGGACCUGAUCAACAAAUAUGAAAGUUCUCCCGAUCCAGCGAUGCUGCAAGUGAUGAAUGCAGGCUCUGAUAUACCGGUCAUGGUACCCAUAGAACCUGGCAAGCUUGAUGUCCUCUGCGCGUGUAUGAGCGUUUGGAAAGAUCAGGAAAUCGUCAAGUUUAUUAUUUCUAAUGAAGAGGGGCACAUAAUUCGGAGUGAUAUAUUCGAGGAUCGACUACGGGGUCGCCCGGGGAUCCGGGUUGUAGGGCUCGUUCAUCCUCGGCAAUUUGUCUAUCCUCCUCCCUACACUACACGAGCAGGUCUAGGGAAACUCCUGGAAUUCGCCGUAUGCUGUAUUCUGAUCGAUAGCGGCAGCAAAAGUUCCAAGAACCAGCUUUCCGAUCAAUUGCAAUCGCACCUCACUGAAAGGCUCUCAUUUCCUUGGUUGUCACCGACGCCAAUUUCUUCGCGCAGGCUUGCUGUAGUCGGUGAAGUCCGCCCGGCGCACCUCUCCUUGCGAUUCUUUCAGGCCGCUCAAGCCCUUGGGGUUAAGGUGGUGGCCUUUGGGCCUCGCGGACAUUGGUUACAGGAUCAAGAAUCCCACAACGCCCAAAUAAAAGAAGCUUUCAUCGAAGUGGAUUUGUCCGUAAAUCCUGGGCUUCCAGACCGCAUUUUAACCGCUAUUCAAAGCUACCCUGCUAAAAUUGAUGGAGUGACUACGGUCACCGAAUUUCUGCUCAUUCCAGUCGCUCAAGCUGCCGAACGACUAGGUCUCCCUACCUCGCCAACUACGUCAUUUAUCAAGUCCGUCAACAAGCACAAGACCCGCCUAGAGGACAGCCCAAGCUCCUGCCUUCUGGUUUCUAGCUUGGAUACCCUCCAAUCACAGUUAGCAUCCGGUAAUGAAGAGAUACUCCCCCCGGGCCCACCGUGGAUUGUUAAGCCCUGUAAUGGCUGGCAUAGUCUUGGAGUCUCCAAGGUGGCCACCAAGGAGGGCUUAGCUGCCGCCGUAGAGAGAGUGGCCAAAUAUGCCGCUUAUUCUAGGGACGAGCCGGAAGAAAAGGAGCCCCAGUGGCAAACCAAUGUGUUGAUCGAGGAAUAUUGCGAUGGGCCGGAGGUAGACUGCAAUUUCGUCUUGUGGGACGGCCAAAUCCUCUUCUUCGAAGUGAUUGACAACCUUCCGUGUGCUGGUGAUGAGGUAGGAGAGGACAGGCAAAGCUCGGGAAAUUUCAAGGAAACCCAGCUAGUAUUCCCCUCCGCGUUGCCGCCAUCAGAAUUGGAGACGCUCAAACUCUCUCUGUACACCUCCAUUACGCGAUUGGGAUUUCGCUCCGGAGUCUUUCACGUUGAAGCUCGUGUGCGUGAUUCUAGUUGCCGAUAUCGAUCGGUAGAAAAAGAUGACUCGUUAGACUUGCGCCCUAGCCUUGAGCCUACGGCGCAAGAUCCGACUGUUUUUCUGAUUGAGAUCAACGCCAGGCCUCCGGGCUAUAUGGAUACAUGCGCUAGUUACUUUGCGAAUGGGGUUGAUCUUUUCGCGCUUCAAAUCCUCAUCGCACUCGAAGACGAGUCAAGGCUACGAGCCUUGUCACAGCCAUACAAGUCUUGUAAGUCUUGUCCUCACGUCGUGAUCUCAGCGAUCCAAGCAGCCAAGUCCGGGGUCAUUGUGUCGGAGGAUCCCUGGAAAGACCUAUCCCAAAAGGAUCCAACCCUGAUGUCUCAAGUGGUGCAAAAUGUCACGAAUUUUGGAAAAGGUGAUUUUAUCCAGGACCCGCGGUCAGAUACCACGCCGUGGCUUUCUGCGUUCAUGGCAUAUUCACUCAAGGAUCGAACGAAGGCUUUGGAAAUAACUUUACAGGUCAAGGAGAAGUUUGAGUGUGAAAUUGACUAG
This is a messenger RNA of Penicillium taxi, 1953 nucleotides long. RefSeq lists its product as uncharacterized. Lineage: Eukaryota; Fungi; Ascomycota; Eurotiomycetes; Eurotiales; Aspergillaceae. Gene Ontology annotation, molecular function: ATP binding; metal ion binding. The record is from RefSeq and is a predicted model, not a curated record. Bases 1 to 1953 code for a protein of 650 amino acids. The transcript is spliced from 3 exons.